Messenger RNA from Hyaloscypha bicolor E, 1341 nucleotides. Its product is annotated as putative inorganic pyrophosphatase. Gene Ontology annotation, cellular component: cytoplasm; nucleus. Gene Ontology annotation, molecular function: magnesium ion binding; inorganic diphosphate phosphatase activity. Lineage: Eukaryota; Fungi; Ascomycota; Leotiomycetes; Helotiales; Hyaloscyphaceae. Bases 1 to 873 code for a protein of 290 amino acids. The record is from RefSeq and is a predicted model, not a curated record. Gene Ontology annotation, biological process: phosphate-containing compound metabolic process. The transcript is spliced from 6 exons.
AUGGCUUCCCAGUAUGCCACCCGCAAGAUCGGAGCUCCUAACACUCUGGAGCACCGCAUCUACCUUGAAAAGGAUGGAGUCCCGAUUUCUCCAUUCCACGACAUCCCCUUGUAUGCCAAUGAACAACAGACCAUCUUGAACAUGAUCGUCGAGAUUCCGAGAUGGACCAAUGCCAAGAUGGAGAUAAGCAAGGAGCAGAACUUGAACCCUAUCAAACAAGAUAUCAAGAAGGGCAAGCUUCGAUUCGUCCGCAACUGCUUCCCUCACAAGGGAUACCUCUGGAACUACGGUGCUUUCCCCCAGACAUGGGAGGAUCCCAACGUUAUUCAUCCCGAGACGAAAGCCAAGGGCGACAAUGACCCAUUGGAUGUCUGCGAGAUCGGCGAAUUGGUCGGAUACCCGGGGCAAGUCAAGCAGGUCAAGGUCCUUGGUGUUAUGGCUUUACUUGAUGAGGAAGAAACCGACUGGAAGGUCAUUGUUAUUGAUGUCAACGACCCGUUGGCACCUAAGCUCAAUGACGUCGAGGACGUUGAACGACACCUUCCUGGUCUUUUGAGGGCUACAAAUGAAUGGUUCAGAAUCUACAAGAUCCCAGACGGAAAGCCAGAGAACCAAUUUGCUUUCACUGGAGAGUGCAAGAACAAGAAGUAUGCCACCGACAUUGUUCGUGAGUGUGCUGAGGCUUGGGAGAAGCUGAUCACUGGCAAGACCAACCCUGGUGAGAUUUCUACGACCAAUCUCACUGUGAAGCAUUCCCACAGCCGUAUCAGCCCAGAUCAGCUUCCUCAUAUCCCACAGAACGAGAACCUAGUCCCAGCCCCCAUCGAUCCUAGCAUCGAUAAGUGGUUCUUCAUCUCUGGCGCUGCUGCAUAAACGCGUUCAGCACAAGGAACUGGGUUAGAGGAAAGACUGACUAUCAUGACUUGCCGAAUUGGCACAAAAAUAGCCUUUGCUUCACAUUUUAGAUGGACCUUGCAACGUAAUUACAUACUGCCUUAGACCCGUUUUCUUGGAUUUCGUGUGAAGUGACAUGAAGAAACGCUGUUCCCGCACCCAGAAAGCGAUCUUAUUCCCUGUUUGGUUCGAGUCCUUUCGUUCUCUCGUUGUACUAAAAGCUCCUCGAGCCUAGGAUUUCCACAGAAAACACUAGAACAUUUGGUAUGUCGGUCGUUCUUUAACAGCUUGUGCAAACUACUCAGCAAGCUCCUGAACGCCUCCCAUAUGCAAUAAUAUACAAUAACUUGAUUCAUCAAUUCCCAUUCAGCUCUUCCUGUCUUGACAGAAUUCUAGAAUGUCUAUCCACCUCUUCAACAACUCCCUUUAUCCCUAACUUCUCAGCAU